Notodromas monacha is the source of this 2629-nucleotide messenger RNA. NCBI's taxonomy places the organism in Eukaryota, Metazoa, Arthropoda, Ostracoda, Podocopida, Cyprididae. The record is from the annotation of a GenBank genome assembly.
UCGUGAUUCAAUCCAGAUUUUGUGAGAAUUAUGGAGCUUCGGGAUUUGGAGGAUGUGACGAAAAAGUUUGGCGUAUUUUUGGGUAAACUGGAAGAUGUCGGCAUUGUGAGAACGUAUCGAGUGGAAGUGUGGUUUAAUACGCUGCCUGAUGGAAGUCCUUUGUUCGCCAAGCCGGAUUUUCGAUUCGCUAUUCAAAAUCUCGUUGGAUCCAUUGAUUCCUGUACUGCGGCCAUUGUCAUACCGACCGUAGAAGCAGAGUUACUGGAACGCCAAGAAGUGACGACUUUGGAAUGCGAUGUACCGGAGCAACAAUCAUUGCUUCCCGAAGAACCCGUUUCAAACAUUCCUUUAAAAUCCGAACCGCAAUUAAUGGACGAGAUUUCAGCGAAACCCGCGGCGAGGAAAAUCCUCAAAAAGCGAUUGGGUUCAUUCUCCAAGGACGCCAAAUUCAAACGCCGUUUGAAGAAGAAACUGCAACCGAAAACGGAGCCGAACUCCGAUGGCAGCAGCUCAGCGUUCACGUGUUCUCAUUGCGGAAUGAAUUUCAGUCUCCUUGUUUUGUACAAUGCUCAUUUGCGCACAGAGCAUAAGAACGUGACGAAACUCGUCCCGGGAGCCAAAUGUGACAAGUGUGGUCAAAAGUUUUUGUCUGUGCGUGCUUUAGAAAACCAUUGUGAUUCCGUUCAUGGGACAGAUGAUCUUGACGGCCAAGCUGCAGGUACUAGCGGGCAUUGCGUGCAAAAAAAUGACGAAGAACCCGCCGUGGAAGAUGCUGCUGAAAAGCAUAGCAGCGAGGAAGAAAAUUCCAUUCCUGCGAAAGGUGCUUGUGUAGUUAAGGAGGAAAUCGUGGAGGUGGAUGUCCAAGCGCAAACCUUGGUGGAAAUCGAGGACUCAUCAUCUGAAAAACAAGAAAGGAGAAAUGAUGAAGCUUUGGUUGAAACUCACGAAGAACCGCCGCCUACAUUCCCUUGCAGUUUCUGCAACACGAGUUUCAUAGAUCUUCGUUCUGUUGACGAGCAUGAGCAACGCUGCGCCAUAUCAUCGAGCGGUUUGAAGAAACAGCCGUUUUUCAGUUGUCUGUCCUGUAACUUCGCGUUUUCUGCCAUCAACGCAUUUCGAGUGCACCAAUGCGCCGUUGCAGAAUUUAAGAAGAAGGAUGGAUUGCCUGUUUUGAUCGCUGAUAAAGAUUUGUUCGAUGAAAAUGCGUUGAAGCUGCUCCCGAAAUGUAUUUACGGAUGGAACAUUGGCCUGAUGGACGGCAAGAAGAAAUUCUUUUGCUCUUUGUGCUACGAGGAAUGUCGUAGCUACACUCGCAUGGCUUAUCACCUUUCCAAAUGCAAAGGUGGGCCGUUCAAGUGCGAGCUUUGCCCGGUCCAGCGUGAUUUUAGGCCGGAACUGGAUCUUCACAAAGCUAGAGCUCACAAGAAGGAAUUGGCGUUUUUCUGCGACGAAUGCUCGGCGACUUACGCGCGGAAGUCGUCCCUGUUGAAGCACAAGCUAGCGCAUCACGAGAGAUCCGUACGCGUCUUCUCCUGUCCGACUUGUGGAGUUGGGUUUGAGAAGUAUUCCUUUCUCAUCAAACACCGCGAGGAAGUUCACAAAGAGAAAAUUCUUUUUGACUGCGACAUAUGCAAGAAGUCGUUUGGAACUAAAGGAGCUGUAAGAUUACAUAAGAAGACAGUUCACAAAACUGACCAUGUGCAAGAGUUCGCUUGCAAAAGCUGUGAUAAAGUAUUCCGAAGGAAAGAUUAUUUGCUGAACCACAUGAAAUCUCAUUCAGGAAAGUCCCUCUUCACGUGUGCAACUUGUGGACGGCAAUAUACGAAGAAAGAGAAACUAUGUGAGCAUAUGAAUAAGCAUAGUUCAGGUGCUACAAUUCUGUGUGAGGUUUGCGGGUUGGAGUUCAUGCUGAGAAAGGAUCUGGUGGCCCAUAUAAAGGAAGCGCAUAGAGACGUUAAAGUUUCCGUCAAGUCAUGGAAAUAUGCCUUGCCCGAGCUUUCAGAUGGCAACGAAGCGGGAGAUCUUCUCUCUACGGCAGUUGCACUGGCAGACAUUUCCGAUCGGUUACGUACUUGAAUACAGUUUCGCGACAGCUACAGAAGAACCUUGAUUAUCCGGGUUAAUUACCAGGAUGAGAUACUAUCUCGAAUAAUUUCAAUUUUUAAAAUUUCAUCGGACGAGAAAAAACAGUGAUUUUUUUUAAUGACUAGACGUUUAACAUUAAAGCAUCUAAGUUUGCACCAUCCUGAAGUGGAACGCAUUUUCUAGAGGCUCUUCGUGAUUACUCAUCGCGUUUAUUGUGAGGAAAUAUUCGGAGAACAGUUCAUUUUUCAACUCCUGGUCGCACACUAAUGCUUAUGGUCGCAUACUAAUGAUUAAUGCUGAACUCAAUAUCACAUGAUUUUGAAAAUUUGAGUCGUCGGAUACGACUGCUCAAAUUUAAUUAGUUCAGCAGCUUUGUUCCCCUUGAUGAAAUUGGGGCUCAUUUCCCGGAACAUGGAUAAUUUAGGUUCUUGUGUGUGUGUGUACCUUGAAGGUACAGUGCGCGAAAUCGCGUCCCAGAGUUGUGUUCAAGAAACUUAUGUUUUGCGAGAAAAUUCGAAAUAUAUGAUCUAUUUUUUAUGCUGAA